UUGCGGAAGCUGUCAACGAGUCAUGGCGUUUUGUUAUUGAGUUGGUGGAGCAUGGAUUUUAAUUCAUCGUCUAUAAUGUGCCCGUUUGAUGGCGCUUAAUUAAUGUAAGGAUAUUAUUUACGGUAGCUGCGUUGCAGCAGACUCCUCGAAGCCGUCCUGAGUGCUUUUGAAGUGCAGACACUGCGUCUCUAUAUGGUAUCGGAAGUGAUAUCGCAUGUGCCUCGUCGGCGGCAGUGAAGAUGCCGGAGUCUUUCGCUGGCUUCGUGGUAAAAACAUGACCAACCUGACAUUCCGACACGAUGGACGUUCAGGUGAUUCAAGGAUUCCUUGCACAUGGGGACCAGGCUGCACAUGCCAGGGCAUUACAGUACUUUGAGCAGCUGAAAAGUGCUCCAAAUGGCUGGCAGCUUUCCAUGCAGAUGCUCCUGCAGCCUUCCGUUCAGGAUGACUCUGUGAAGUUUUUCUGCCUGAGUGUCCUGGAACACUACAUAAAGACAGGGUAUGAGGCAGCCAAGGAAGGUGAUCAACAGGCCAUGCGGACCUUUAUUAGCCAGUGGAUACAGAUGCAGGUGUACGCCCCGAUUCCAGAGAAGGUGUUCAUCCGCAACAAAGUGGCACAGCUGGUGUGCUGGGUGUUCCUCUGGGACUACCCAGCACGCUGGCCCAGCUUUUUCGCUGACAUGCUCCAAACAUUGUCACUGGGACCGCCUGCUGUGGAUGCUUACCUGCGUGUUGUCCUUGCCAUCAAUAGUGAAAUCGCCGACUGUGAGAUACCGCGCACUGCCAAGGAACAAGACCGAAACAGAUUGCUAAAGGACAACAUCCGAGAAACACACAUUGUGGACAUGGUGAACUCUUGGUACACCAUCCUGACGACCCAGUGCCAAAGCCCUGCUGGUGUGGAAUUAUGCCGGCUGUGUCUUGAAGUGGUGGGCGCAUAUGUGGCCUGGAUUGACAUUGGCCUAGUGGCCAACGCCCGCUUUGUGGACGCACUGGUUCACUUUCUGUCCUUGCCGGCCCUGCGAGAAUCGGCGUGUGACUGUGUGUGUGAGAUCCUGGCCAAGGGCAUGGACCCGGCCGACAAGGCACGCCUCGUCGAGUCCCUCUCUCUGGUCCUGCAGAGGGCUGGCGUGCUUACAGUGGCUGAGGGAGAAGAUGUGGACUUUCUUAUCAAGUUGGCAAAGCUUGUAAAUUCGAUGGGGAUCCAGCUGUUCGACUCAUAUUCAAAGUUGCAGAAAAAAGGCGAUGCUCCCAACCGGCAGCUGGUGCAGUCAGAGCUGGCCUCCAAGGUGCCCCUGAUGCUUCAGUUCCUAGGACACGAAGAUGACGACGUAUCCCAAGGGGUGGCUGAGUUCGCACGCGAAUACAUUCAAUACCUCAAGCACGAGCCAGGCAACUACAAGCAGCCAGACAAGGCCAAUAUUGAGGCGGUGUUGUACAUAGUAAUUAACAAAUACAAGUAUGACAGUUCUUAUUUAUUUGAACGUCAGGGCGAAGAUGAAGCCUUAUUUUUAGAAUACAGAAAAACACUAAAGGUGCUCUUUGACAACGUUGCUCAGCUGGAUAAAGACAUGACCUUGUCCCUGACACAAGGCAUGAUAAGCACUACACUUCAGAAUUGGAGGAGCAUUCCAUUUCAAGAUGUGGAAGUUGCCAUCUCGUUCUUGUAUCUCCUUGGCGAGGCCAUUCCCGGAUUCCACAGUGCUCAGGUUAAUGGGUCUCCAGAUGCUCUUCCACCAGUUGUAGUCAUUAUGCGGCAGCUCAUCUCGAGUGGUGUAAGCACCUGUGGCCAUCCUGCAGUAACAUUGCAGUUCUUCGAGACCAUUGUACGAUACGAGAAGUUCUUCAGCCAGGAGCCAGAAAGCAUUCCAGACGUUCUUGUUGCCUUCAUGGAUGAAAGGGGCCUGCGCCACCCAAGUCCCAGCGUGCGCAGCCGGGUGUCCUACCUUUUUUCGAAGUUCAUCAAGUCGCAUAAAGCGCACAUGUUGAACUUCACUGAAGACAUUCUGAAGCAGCUGCAGGAAUUGCUGGUGCUGUGCCCCACUGAGAAUGGUGUCACCAUGUCUUCGCUGUUGUCACCCGAUGAUCAACUGUACCUGUUUGAGGCGACUUCCAUGCUCAUAGUGUCGGGCCAGUUCAACGCUGAGAAGAAGCAGCUGCUCUUGAAGAACCAGUUGACUCCUGUGAUGCGCAAGUUCGAGACUCUGGCCCAGCGGUUGCCUCUUGAGCCUACAGAGGAGAAGCGGCGAGACAUUGCAGAGUGCAUGAAUCAUGCCAUUGCAGUGACCAGUCGAACGAGCAAGGCAUUCUCGAAUCAGCAAACUAUGAAAGCUUGCAACUGUGUUUCCAUUUACCUGGAAGCACUUCAGGUGUUCCUGCAGGCCUUGGAUCUUCCAUAUGAGCAGCCAUUGCUCCAGGCCGGUGUGCGGCAGUUUCUUCACCGUAUGGUUGUGUGUCUUGAAGAGGAAGUUCUGCCACUUGUGCCUCGCGCCUGUGAGCAGCUUCUGCGCAACCCCGACGUACGCUCGGUGCAGGAGUUAAUACCACUCAUCAACCAGAUCGUCUGCAAGUUCAAGCUGUCUUGGGUGUUCCAGAAAGAGGUGGUGCCUUUCCUGCAACGGAUGUUCAUGCCGCUGGUCGGAGUCAUCUUCGGUGCAUUGGCUGCGCCUGUGGAACCUGGCGAUGAGCAGGCACUGCGUGAUCGGCAACUGCUGCAGCGCGCUUACUUCCUCUUCGUGGCUGCUAUCAUCACCAACAACGUGGUUGAGGUGGUUGCUUCGCAAGAUGCACAAAGCCUGGAGCAAGUCUUCACGACAAUCAUCCAGGGUGCUGUCGAAUUCCCUGACCCAGUGGCUCAGAAGACCUGCUUCACAAUCCUGCGGAAAAUGGUGGAGCUGUGGGGCGGACCAGAUGCUGAGCCGCACUUUGUAGACUUUGUGUACAAGUCGGUUGUGCCAGCCUGCUUCCAUGCCCCUCUCAAGGACACCUUUGACCUGACCGAUGCUCAGACGAUCCUGGCCUUAUCUGAAAGUGCUCUUUGCAUGAAGAUGAUCCUUGCCAAGCGGGGCGAGGAGUUCACAGAGUAUUUACGCACCCAGUACCUUCCCACCCUGCUGAGGCUGUCGCCACAGCAGAUCCAAGACUACUGCAUGCACCUGCAGGGUGAUCCCAAGGUGUUCAAGAACUAUGUUAAGGUAUUCUUCCAAAGGCUGAGGACAUCUUGACAGCAGGGGAGGGCCUUCUUCCGGUCUUAGCAAAAUGACGAAUCCUUUUCUUUAUUCUGCAGAUUGUGUACAGCAAUUAUCAAGGGUCUGUGUAUAUUGCGCUCUAUUUGGGUUUUUCUAUGCAUUGCCAUCUGAUGUGAAUGCUUCCUAUGGAAUAUUUUGUACAGGCUGUGAUGACGCAGAGUGAAAUAAAUGGUGAUGCAGCGAA
Molecule: messenger RNA, 3432 nt
Organism: Dermacentor albipictus
Lineage: Eukaryota; Metazoa; Arthropoda; Arachnida; Ixodida; Ixodidae
Product: exportin-T-like
Biological process (GO): tRNA re-export from nucleus
Cellular component (GO): nuclear pore; nuclear matrix; cytoplasm
Molecular function (GO): tRNA binding; small GTPase binding
Source: RefSeq, a predicted model, not a curated record